AGGUUUAAUUUUUCCGAUAGGUCCUCCAGCCAAUGUACGAUACAUCAUCAAGACCUACUUUCGGUGGUGGUCGUAGACGAGGUUCUUCCAUUCACUUGGUCUUCUUUUUAUUAUUCUUAUUCAUCAUAGCUCCGGCCUCUGGGUGGACGGCGGCAGGGAGUGAUCCUAUAAUAACGUUGCCAUCCGUUAAUGACGGUCAAAGGAUGAACCUUAUCGGGAAAGCAUCAGUGAUGCCGGUGGGAGGCCCCUUCGUGAAACCUUAUCACCGCGGAGGGAUCAUCAGCAACACUCCACCAUCCAUCAUUUUUCUAGUCUUGGCAGUAGUUCUGUAUUCCCAAGGCACCACGGCAGCAGAGGAAGAGACGGCCCAACAUGGUUCCUUGCAAGAGGCACACGACGCUCCACCCGGUCAGUUUAGACGGGACGGCACCAGCAAGGACAGCAGUCACCAUACCUGGCAGCUGUCUCUGUAGAGGUAGAAGUCUCAUGUUUAAGGAUAGUUCCGGUCCAUGGCAUGGAGGAAUCCUCUAAACCCAUGGUCAUCACGAUAGCCUUCUUCAUAUCAUUCUUCCGGACCCACCGAGGUCUUGUAUAGUACCAUAUGUUAAACGUACCACUCCAUCGCUACUUUCGUCGAGGGCAUUUUUGUAUCGGCCACAUCUACCUAUAUAUAGCAUAAUCUGAUAAUGUAAAUCUCGUAUAGACGUCCGAGUAUGCUAUGCUGCAUUCUAACUGGACAGGUUGACGUGGCUCGUCAAUUGUGAAGGCCCUCUCGUAUUCUGCAAAUGUUGGUUCAUCUUGGGCUAUAUCUCUCAUCACAUAUUCCGUCCUUGAGUUCACCUCUUCCCCUCAUAUCUUCACAGUGGUCAUUUUCCAUGUCUCGACUACUGCUGCCCCAUCGAAGCCCCUUCGGGCCGUCCUUCUUUCUGAUGGUCUCAAUCAUCGCAUGUGUUGCCUUCUCAGUCUCCUCAUACGGUACGAGGUCUGAAGCUGUGUCUUUGCCCGUUACCGUUAAAGGGGAGGAGCUCUUCCAUUCCACGGUCAUUGAACCAUACGAUGACUUAUUCCCAAGGACCAUUCAUGCUGUGGUCAGUCAACGCGGAUUUGCUAUCCGAUCACUAUCGGAUGUUCCUCCUUCCCUCCUACUUCUUUUGGUGUUAUCUUUACUAUACCUCGGUGGUAAUAGUAACACUGCUGCCGUUGGUCGGGACGAUGAUGACGCCAACAGGGGCGGUGUCGCAGUAGCAUCAACAUCAUCGUGAAGAAGGAUGCCACCCUGUCAGCAGCUCUGGCAUGCAUGUCGAUGUUGGAGUCGGGAUGGUUUUGCCUCGACCGUCGAAAGGCAGCGACUGUUAGGUGUACUUCCGAAUAG
Molecule: messenger RNA, 1372 nt
Organism: Perkinsus marinus ATCC 50983
Lineage: Eukaryota; Perkinsozoa; Perkinsida; Perkinsidae
Exons: 2
Coding region: 786-1262 (158 amino acids)
Source: RefSeq, a predicted model, not a curated record